AAAUGAAUAUCGGUCAUACAUGGUGUUGGUUUAUGUCUAUAAAGCAGGAAGCCUUAUUCAAGCAAAAUGAGAUGAAUAUGCUGAAGCAGUAGCUGAAUUGCUGAAGUGAGGAUCUGUGCUUCUUGCUGAAGAUUAAUCCUCAACAAUUUGACCAUCGAUCAGCUACAGACUUUUAUCCAAAUGGAAGGACAAAUAAGUGAUUCAUUAAGUAAACAACAAUGUUUGAAGACAAAAUUAACCAACGAGCUUCAAAAUGUCCAACCUCCAGAAAUGUAUGCAUUCGAUAUGCAAUGCAUUUAUAGAGUACCACCAGUCAUUCGUGAAACUAAUCCCAAAGCUUACACACCUCAAAUUGUUUCAAUUGGCCCUUUACACAAAGCACGUGAUGCUGGAAAGGAAGACAUCAUUUUUGAGUCAAUGGAAGAGCUUAAAGUGAAGUAUCUCAAGGCAUUUCUAAAUCGAACCCAAAUACCUAUGGGAACCUUUGUUGUCACACUUCAAGCGUUGGAAGACAAAAUUCGAAGUUGUUAUGCAGUGCGUAUUAAAUAUAACAGCGAUGAUUUCUUAAAGAUGAUUCUCAUUGAUGGUUGCUUCAUAAUUGAGCUUUUUUUGAGACUCUAUAGAUACAACUAUUGGCGGGGAAAGGACCCUGUGUUGCUAAAAGACUGGAUGCGAAUGCAAAUUAAGAGCGACUUGAUACUACUAGAAAAUCAGCUUCCUUUCUUUGUUCUUAAACAACUUUACAACCUCGCUGGUAUGAAUCAGGAAUUUCCCUCCUUUCUUCAUAUUUCUUUCAACUGCUUGAAGCGUGUGGGAUGUGGAACAUGGUGCCCAACAGAGUCCCCAAAGCACUUCACCGAUCUUAUGAGAACUAGUAUAAUAUCAUCAUCAAAAUUUGUUCUUAGAAAAGAAGAAGAAUGCAAAGUAAUAAAACAUGUAUACAGUGCAGGCCAACUGCGGGAGGCAGGUCUUAAAUUCAAGGUCAGUCCAAAUGAAAAUGAAUGCUUACUUGACUUGACCUAUUCUAGUGACGGUGUGUUGACAAUGCCAAUCUUGAAUAUAGCUGACGAUUCAGAAGUGUUCUUCAGGAAUAUAGUGGCAUUUGAGGAAUGUCACCUUUCAGAUGAUACAAACAUCAUUACUCAAUACCGAAAGAUUCUAGAUUUUCUUAUCAACACUGAAAAAGAUGUGAAUGUACUAGUUGAUAAGAAAAUUAUUGUCAAUUGGAUGGGUGAUGCUAAUGCAGUGGCUACAAUGGUUAACAGUCUGGGCUCAAAUAUUGGGAUGCCACGUUUCAAUCCAGUGUAUUUCUCUCUCUGCAAUAGCUUAAAUGAUUUCUAUGAAAGUCCUUGCAACAAGUACAAGGCUAUCUUCAAACACGAUUACUUCAACACUCCUUGGAAAAUAGCAUCUACAGUUGCUGCAAUUGUGCUUCUUUUGCUCACAUUGAUUCAGACUAUAUGUUCAAUAAACUCACUGUUUUAAUUAAGGUAGCUGAGGAUUUGGGCCGUUAACAGGGAAGUGGAAGUCAAUUGGGGGAAGGAAACUUCUGUAAUGUGAUUUAGUACCUUGUUGCUUUUCUUUCAUCAAAUAAUUAAAAUUCUACUAUCCUUCUUAACAUUAAUUAUUUGUUGCAAUAUAACUUUUAUUUACUCUCUAUAUUGAUCUGUAUUAAUUUUGUAUACGCUUUAUAUAUAUAGCUACUUAUUAUUA
Molecule: messenger RNA, 1713 nt
Organism: Glycine soja
Lineage: Eukaryota; Viridiplantae; Streptophyta; Magnoliopsida; Fabales; Fabaceae
Product: UPF0481 protein At3g47200-like
Exons: 3
Coding region: 181-1485 (434 amino acids)
Source: RefSeq, a predicted model, not a curated record